CGUCAAGUCUGGGGGAAGCCAAGCCUGUGCAUGCUUCGCCGAGUCGCGUCAAGGCCAGCUCUGGGGCGAACCCGUUCUGCAGCCGAUCCCCCGCUCGAAGAGGGGCGCGGGGCACCGAGCCCGGGCACACGGCGGGCCUCGGCCGGGGGCCGGCGCCGGCGGUCCGCGGGCGUCGCCCCGCAGGGGCCACGCGCUGCUGGUGCCGCCCGCGGCGCCCGCACCAAUGAAGUCCAGCGCGGCGCAAGCGGUCGUCCUCUGCCUGUGCGAGGCGAUGCUGGCGGGCGCCUCGCGCUGGAUGCUGCGCAGCGGUUCCCGCGCUGGCAGCAGGACGGCGCUCCGCCACGAAUCGCUGCUGUUCGCGAAGGUCAAGAUGGCCUCCGGCUCUGGCAGCCACGCCGCUGAGGAGGCGCGCGUGGUGCACAAGACGGCGUACUGGGGCCAGAUGUCGCUGGGGACCCCGCCGCAGCCUUUCAAGGUGAUCUUCGACACGGGGAGCGGCAACCUCAUCGUGCCCUCCAACACGUGCAAGGACCCCGGCUGUGCGCCCCACAGGAAGUACGACCCGCACGCGACCAGCACCGGCGCCUCCAUCACCAACGAGAAGAACGAGGGCUCGUCCGAGAUCACGUUCGGAACUGGGCAGAUCGCGGGCGACUUCUACAAGGACAGGCUGUGCAUCGGCGAAGCCCUCUGUUUCGACUCGAACUUCAUCGCAGCCGACCAAAUGUCCGCGGAGCCGUUCCAGGAGAUCCCCUUCGACGGCAUCAUGGGCCUCGGCUUCAAAGACCUGUCUAUGGGCGCCGGCUUCAACAUUGUGGACGACCUGGAGGCAAAGGGCGGCGUCGGAGGCGUCUUCUCCUUCUUCGUCUCCGACGGGGACGACAGCGAGGUGACCUUUGGAGGCUACCGCCCCGAGCGCCUUGCCUCGGACAUCAUCUGGGCACCAGUGAAGGUGGAGUCCUGGUGGCAGGUCGAGAUCGACGACAUCACGUUUAACGACCUGCCCCAGAACCUGUGCCACGGCGCGUGCCAGGUCGCCGUCGACACGGGGACCUCCAUGCUCGCGGGGCCCUCCGACUUGGUGGAGAAGCUGAACCAGAUGGUCGGGGCGAAGGAGGAUUGCUCGAACUUCAACGAGCUCCCAAACCUCGGCUUCCAGAUCGGGGACGCGGUGCUGAACCUGAGGCCGGACGACUACAUGGACAGGUCCCCAAGCGGUUGUGCCUUGUCGCUGGACACCAUCCUUCUUUUCCGCGUGCUCGUCCCACAUCCUCCGCUGCUCCUCUUCCCUUCCCUCUCCUCUUCUUCUUCACGUUCGGUCUCCUC
Molecule: messenger RNA, 1326 nt
Organism: Prorocentrum cordatum
Lineage: Eukaryota; Dinophyceae; Prorocentrales; Prorocentraceae
Source: the annotation of a GenBank genome assembly